Messenger RNA from Tetrahymena thermophila SB210, 1374 nucleotides. RefSeq names its product nucleotide-sugar transporter. Gene Ontology annotation, molecular function: pyrimidine nucleotide-sugar transmembrane transporter activity. Lineage: Eukaryota; Ciliophora; Oligohymenophorea; Hymenostomatida; Tetrahymenidae. The record is from RefSeq and is a predicted model, not a curated record. The transcript has 3 exons. Gene Ontology annotation, biological process: pyrimidine nucleotide-sugar transmembrane transport. Gene Ontology annotation, cellular component: intracellular membrane-bounded organelle; Golgi membrane.
AUGAGUGAAACAAACAUUCCAUAGCCAAAUCCUAGCUAAACUACGAUUGGAAGGGGUACUUUCUCAAUGAUUGAUCCUAUCUCUGUAGUUAACUUCCCAGAAAGUCCAACUAAGCUAAUAAAAAAACGUAUUGAAGUAUAAAUCCAACCAGUCUAGUAACCUUCUAAGCCUACCUAGAGUCCUCUUGUUUGGAGCUAAUUAAUUUUUGUAUUAUUGUAUAUCAUUGUUGGUGGCUGUGACACUGUUAUCUACAAAUACUAAAACACGACUAUAGUAAAUGGAAUAAAUUUCCAUCAUCCUUUUAUUUAGACUUUCAUCAUGGAACUUGCAAACACUUUGCCUCUUUAUUACAUCCUAUAUAAAAAAUUAAAGAAGUAAAAUAUCAUGUAAAUUGACGACAACAAAAAGAAUAUGACUAGUAUCAAAGACUAUCUCUGGAUAUUGCUUCCCUCUCUCUGUGAUUUAACUGGAGCUACUUUAUAGUAUUUCGCUUUGCUUUUCCUCGAUAGUAGCAUUUAUCAAAUGAUGAGAAGCGGCUCCAUAAUCUUCACUGCUCUCUUCUCUAAACUAAUUUUUAGAAAAAUUUUCUUAAAGUACAGAUACCUUGGUUUACUCUGUACAAUAAUCGGUCUUAUUCUAGUUGGUUUAUCUCCUUUUCUAUUUGUUGGUCCAUCUGAGUCUUCUAGUUUAAGCAUGCAAUUUAUCUCAAUUGGUUUACUUGCUAUUUGCAUGGUUUUAUAUGGUUGCUAUUACACAUCUGAAGAAUAUAUUUACAGCAAAUACAAUAUCCACCCAUGCUAAUUACUAGGAACUGAAGCUUUAUAUGGAUGCAUAAUCUACAUGACAAUAUUAUUGCCAAUCUUUUGUAAUGUUGAAUGUAAUUUCCCAAACGGAGUUGGUUGUGUUAAAGUAGGAGAUAAGUUCUACUUUGAAAAUAUAUCUUUAUACAUUAAUGGUGUUUUAUAGAAUUAUUGGUUGUUGACUUUUGUAAUUUUGGGUGUUCUUUCUAAGUUUAUUUUUAACUUAAGUGGAGUAUUCACAACAAAGUUCUUUGGAAGCCUUACAAGAUCAGUUGCUGGAGCAUUAGGAACAUUAGUAACAUGGAUAAUUGGUUUAUUAGUCACUGCUACUGGUGCUAGAAAGUGGGAAAGCUUAGAUUAUAAAACAUGUCUUAUGAUGAGCGCUGGUUAUAUUUUCCUUUUUGCAGGCAAUUUAAUCUACAAUGGAAUAAUUAAGGUCCCAUAUUUCAAGAGAGAAAGUGACAUUUAAGCUUUAAAGAAAUAAUAAUUAACUUCUAUUUAAGUAGGAUCUACUGAUACUUUAAAAAUAGAAAUCUAAGAAACUCCUUUUUCAGUAGUAUCAUUACCUACAUGA